Messenger RNA from Corticium candelabrum, 2182 nucleotides. Its product is annotated as probable serine/threonine-protein kinase DDB_G0281745. Lineage: Eukaryota; Metazoa; Porifera; Homoscleromorpha; Homosclerophorida; Plakinidae. The transcript has 10 exons. Gene Ontology annotation, biological process: protein phosphorylation. Gene Ontology annotation, molecular function: protein serine/threonine kinase activity; ATP binding; protein binding. The coding region runs from base 166 to 2025 and encodes 619 amino acids. The record is from RefSeq and is a predicted model, not a curated record.
UGUAAGUUAAAUUGAGUAGUAAUGUAAUAGUUAUGGUGAUGAAGUGUAAGUUUGUUGUGUGAGAGUGUCGUGUUGAGUGAUUUCUCGUUUGUGAGUGAAAUUGUAAAGAUUUGUUGUGAUUGAUGUGUUGAUGUGAUGUUAGAAUGAGUGAGACACACAUCAGGCAUGAGUGAUAGACUUUUGUCAGCAGUGAAGGGAAACAAAGUUGUUAAGGUGGGGAAGCUUUUGCAAGCAGGAGCCUCACCUGAUGCGUGUAAUGUUGAUGGAUAUCCUGUACUUGUGACAGCUUGUACUAAAGGCUACAUUUCCAUGGUACAAAAUUUGUUAGCGAAAGGAGCAAAUGUUAACAAAACUACUUCUUUUGGUGAGACUGCUUUAAUGUAUGCAGCAAUUCAUGGUUAUGAUUCACUAAUUGUUAUGUUAUUAUCAGCUAAUGCUGAUGGUAAUCUGAAGGAUAAGGAUGGAAGGACAGCAUUGCAUUAUGCUGCUGUCAACAAUGACUCCAAAGUUGUUCGUAUUCUGUUAGAGAAUGGAUGUGAUAUGAAUAUACAAAACAAUAGUGGACGAACUGCACUGCAAGUGGCCGAGAGAUACGAGAAGAAAGCUGCUGCAGAUGCAAUCAAGUCAUUUACUAUGAGUUCUCCAACUGCAUCUUCAGCAUCAGUUGUACCUAACACCAGUUGCACAAGCUCAAGAGCAACAGCAUCAAAUAUUCAUCUUUGUACACCAGUGACACAAAGAAUGAGGACCACUACUCCUACACGACAACCUCCAAGACAAGUGGCUGGAAAAGGAGAUGAACAGUUAGUAGAGCAGCUGAUGCAACAAAUAGAACAACUGAGAAAUGAAGGUUCAGAAAAAGAUAGAGAAAUUGCUGAAGUACAGACAACAUUGAGAGAUGAGAGACUGCAACGAGAGCGGGCAAUUGCCAAAGAGAGAAGAGAGAAAGGAGAACUCUUGCAAAGGUUCCAACAAGAACAAGAAGACAAACACAAUGUUCAGAAGGAUCUAGAUGAAGCUCGAACACAAAUCAAGCAACUAAGUGAAGAGAAAGCAAAUCUUCAGCAACUACUGAAUGAAAAGCAAAGAGAAAAGGCCACCAUUGAAGAGAUGCUGUCGGAUGCUGACGCAGUAAUUGAACGAUACAAGCAAAGGCAACGAAGUGAAGUUCUCAAUAUUCCUUCACAUGACAUUCAAUUGACUGGCACAGAACUAGGGCGUGGAUCAUAUGGAGUUGUUUGUGUUGGAUAUUGGCGUGACUGUCCUGUUGCUGUCAAACUGUUGUAUGAUCAUUUGACUGCUGUUCAACGCAACAUUCAACUUGUUCAACAAGAAGCAUCCGUAGCAUGGAAGAUACAUCAUCCAAACAUUGCUGCUGUUUGUGGUGUCACUCUGGAGUUAGAAGAGAAGAAGGCAUGGAUUAUCACGGAAUUACAUAGCGGCUCCAUGUCUGGUGUGAUUGAUGCAUGUCAAGGAGAUGUUGCACCUCUCACUUUACGAGAAAAAGUUAACAUGACACACGAUUCUUUGUGUGGACUAGAUCACAUUCACUCAAUGCAACCUAAGGAGAUUCUUCACGGUGACAUCUGUCCAAGGAACAUCCUGGUUACAGCAACGAUGAGAGCCAAACUGGGUGAUCUAGGAGCCGCUCGUUUUCAAGAUGCUUCACUUUCAGUCGGUCCGCUCAGUCCACAGUACACACCUCCUGAGAGAUUUGAUGUUCCAACUUUACCAAAAAGCAACAAGACGGACGUGUACAGUAUGGGAGUGACCAUAUGUGAGCUCUUCACUGCUCUCUUUCCAGAUCGUGAACAAAGGAUGGAUCAAGUCGUACUCAUCCGUGAGAUAAAUGUUCGGGCUCUAUGUAAGCACUUGAUGAGAGAUGAUCCUGCCACACGACCGACAGCAACAGAAGCCCGUCAUAUUAUCAGUCGUAUUCGUGAUACAGACGAGUAUAAAGCAUGUCCUCCUAAACGAAUGGUAAAGGGCAAGAUGGAUGGACUAGCUGAUGUCACUCUCGUUUAGUCCAUUUGGUGAAGUUUACAUUUGAUUGAACCAUGUGUUUGUUACUUGACACUAUUUAUAUGUUGUUACAAGGUAUUCAUUUUAAUUAACAAUUAGACAGUAUUGCGUUGCAUGUAUCUUAUAAACAAAUUUCAAAACGCAAGAAUCACAAACCAGA